AUGCCUCUGUAUCGCCGCAACAGCUACUCCAGCGAUGUCAGCACCAUCGUCGUCCUCGACAAGAAGAAAAAGAAAACGAAAGGCUUUUUCGGCAAGCUGUUCGGAGGCGGCGGCGGCGGCAAAAAGAAGUCGUGGGUAGACCAAGUCGUGUCCAUAAGAGACGUGACCGAACCAGGACGCUUGAUCAUCCGGAAACGACCGUCCAGCUCGUCAAUGCGAACCCGCAUCACCAUCAACAACGACGACAGCGACACCGAGACCUCCUACAACAACCACCUCACCAACCUCCGCUCCAACGCCUACCUCAACAGCACCGAACACGCCUGGCGCGAAGAGCUGACCGACCUGUACGCCGAAACACGCGAGGAGUCAGCGUGGGAGCGCCACAACCGGUUGGAAGUGAUGCCGGACUACGAGAAGACGGAUUUUCGGUAUAAAGAUCCCGAUGAGCGGCGGGAGAGGAUUCGGCAUUUGGAGCAUUUGUUGGAGGAGGUGCGGGUUAGGGGGAUGGAAGGGGAGAGGAGGGGGUGGAGGGGGGAGCAUGGGUUGGUUUGA
Molecule: messenger RNA, 555 nt
Organism: Cyphellophora attinorum
Lineage: Eukaryota; Fungi; Ascomycota; Eurotiomycetes; Chaetothyriales; Cyphellophoraceae
Exons: 2
Coding region: 1-555 (184 amino acids)
Source: RefSeq, a predicted model, not a curated record